Messenger RNA from Musa acuminata subsp. malaccensis (wild Malaysian banana), 1443 nucleotides. NCBI's taxonomy places the organism in Eukaryota, Viridiplantae, Streptophyta, Magnoliopsida, Zingiberales, Musaceae. The record is from RefSeq and is a predicted model, not a curated record.
AUGAGGAAGCCUGACUCCCCAAUCCUUCUCUUCCUCCUCCUCCUCGCCUUCCUACUGGCUUCCAUCUUUGCUGUUGAUGCCCACGACGUCGUCUGCAAGUGCCAGAGAGUUCGCGGCCACCAUCGAACCUCCCACUCCGGCCAAAACAGCAAGCAAAAGGGCGGUCAGUCGGACGGCAGAACCAGCAGCGACAAUUCCGCUGUCGACUCCCACAACAGUGCUGGAACUGGGAACCAAUCCUCCUCUUCUUCCUCAUCCUCACAGUCAUCGUCGUCCUCAUCAUCCUCAUCCAUUACUGGAGCUGGCAACCAAACCUCCUCCUUGCCAUCGCCACCGUCAUCGUGGUCGUCCUCAUCAAAUGUCAGCACGUCCUACAACAGUAGCACAUAUGGAAACCAGACCUCCUCGUCAUCCUCAUCGUCGUCGUCCUCCUCCUCCCCCUCCUCCUCCAUUGUCGACGGUAGCAGCAAUGCGGACCAGCGCUCUUUUGGCGUGAGCUUGGGACAUGCCGGCGGCAGUCUCCCCUCCCCCUCCGCCAUCGUCCACCUGCUUAAGUCGCAUGGCAUCUCCAAGGUUCGCCUUUUCGUACCCAUCCCCGGUGUCCUCUCGGCUCUGAAGGGCACCGGGAUUCAGAUCAUGGUCGGCGUGCCCAACGAGAAAAUCAUGCAUCUCUCCAUGGGUGGUGUUGACGCCGCCCUCGACUGGUUGAAGGCGAACAUUCUCAAAUUCGUGGACCCCAAGCAGGUGUGCUACCUUGCCGUCGGCAACGAGGUACUCCAAGCGCACCCUUUAAUCAUCCGGCACCUCGUGCCAGCCAUGUACAAUCUUCACAAGGCGUUGCAGACGUCGGGACUCGAUGCCGCCAUCAAGCUAUCUUCGCCGUGUGCCUCACACAUUCUGGGCGUUCUGAUGCCUCCGUCGGCCGGAGCGUUCGCUCCAUUCUGCCUCCCCGUGAUCCGGCCGAUGCUGAAGUUCCUAUCAGAGACCGGGGCGCCCUUCAUGGUGAACAUGUACCCGUUCCUCCGCUUCAUCCAUGAUCCCACGAGCAUAGCCUUGAACUUCUGCCUCUUCAGAGGGAACGCGCAGCCGAUGCUGGACGGUGGCCGGCACUAUACAAACAUGUUGGAGGUAAUGAUCGAUGCCCUGGUGACGGCGAUGGAGAGGGAGGGGUUCGGGGGGAUCCGGGUGAUGGUGUCGGGGACAGGAUGGCCGACGGCAGGGGACAACGCCGCCACCCCUGCGAACGCAGCAGCUUACGUUGAGGGGCUUAUGCAGCGGGCGUCCAAUGGAAUGACAACGCCGAAGAGGCCGAAUCAACCCGUGGAGGUGUUCUUAUCUGAUAUGUUCAAGGAGCACGUACAAGGCGUAAAAGCGUUCCAUAGGUUUUUCGGCAUCUUCAACAUUGAUGGCAGCCCGGCUGUCAACAUCAGCUCCUUCACGUAG